Molecule: messenger RNA, 840 nt
Organism: Lodderomyces theae
Lineage: Eukaryota; Fungi; Ascomycota; Pichiomycetes; Serinales; Debaryomycetaceae
Product: 1-(5-phosphoribosyl)-5- ((5-phosphoribosylamino)methylideneamino)imidazole-4-carboxamide isomerase
Exons: 1
Coding region: 1-840 (279 amino acids)
Biological process (GO): L-histidine biosynthetic process; L-tryptophan biosynthetic process
Cellular component (GO): cytoplasm
Molecular function (GO): 1-(5-phosphoribosyl)-5-[(5-phosphoribosylamino)methylideneamino]imidazole-4-carboxamide isomerase activity
Source: RefSeq, a predicted model, not a curated record
AUGACGAAAUUUAGAGGCUGUAUAGAUAUCCACUCGGGACAAGUAAAACAGAUUGUUGGUGGAACGCUAACGCAGGAUGAUGCCAAAUCCUCAUCACAAGCAGAUAAAACCACGGAGAAUUUCGUACUGACCAAACCAUCAUCAUAUUAUGCUGAAUUGUACGCCAAUAACAACCUCCACGGGUGUCAUGUUAUAAAACUAGGCCUGAAUCCGGAAAAUGACAAGGCCGCUGAAUUGGCAUGCAAGACAUGGCCAAACAAUUUACAAGUGGGAGGCGGUAUCAAUUUGGAGAAUGCACAGGAAUGGCUCGAUAAAGGUGCGUCGCACGUCAUAAUCACGAGUUGGCUCUUUUCUCAAAACAACGACACGAAUAAGAUGGAGCUCGAUUUUGAAAAGUUAAGGAGCAUUAGUGAAAAAGUGGGCAAGCAACGUUUGAUAGUGGACUUGAGUUGCAGAACAGUUAUCAAUGAAACUGGGGAAAUUGACUGGUUUGUUGCAAUGAACAAAUGGCAAACCAUAACUGGAAACAAAUUAGGCAGAGAGUUUUUGUUGAAAGUGAGUCAGUACUGCGACGAAUUGUUGAUCCAUGCGGCAGACAUUGAGGGUUUGUGUAAAGGUAUUGACGAAAAGUUGGUUUCACGUUUGGGCGAGUGGUGUCCUUCCGACUUUGACGGCAAAAUAGUCUACGCUGGAGGAGCCAAAUCACUUCAAGACCUUCAACUAGUUGAAGAAUUGAGUCAUGGGAAGGUUGACUUGACAUUCGGUAGUGCUCUUGAUAUAUUCGGAGGAGAACUUGUCAAGUUUGACGAUUUGAUUAAAUGGAAUCAAGAAAAUUGUUAG